ACUACAAUCAAAGAAUGUCAGAAUCUCACCAUCCACUAAGGACAAUAUUAAAAUUCAUGAUAGCAGUCAGAGUGGACGGAAUAUUGUCACAAAUUCUCCACAGAUUAUCUCGUAAAAAAUUCAUUCCUAUGUAACUGACUUCCAGAUAACCCACCGGAAUAUUAUGCCUCCCGAUACACCACACAAGAGUCGAUUCUACACUUGUAGCAAUGUCAACGAAGAGGAGUAUAUCUCAUUUCUACAGUCAACCAUUUCGGCUGUCGUCUUGACUUUGAUAUGUCUACUCGGUGUAAUUGGAAACAGUCUAGUUAUCAUUGUCUAUUGCGUCAAGCCUAGACGUCAGACAGGUCGUCUAUUUGCAAACCGUCAGACCAUAAAUAAUAGUCCCAAUCAGAAGACAAGCAACAGCACUCAGGAUAGUUUCACUUCAGAUAAGUCGACCUCACCCUUUCAAGUAUUCAAGGCACCAGCAACAUCUAAUUCCACGCUCCCAUCACACUUACACACAUCAAUACGUCGACGAAAUGCAUUCAGUCAACAGAAUCUGAUUCUGCUUCUCGCACUCGUCGACCUGUUGACAUGUGUCCUCAUUCUCCCAUGCGAUAUAUAUCGAGUGGUCAAUUAUACUCAUGCAAACAGGCAUACUACCCCCUCACCUAUGCAUGACAUAUAUGGCACACUGCCAAUGCGACGCAACUUCUCACAACUUCACAUGGAUAACACAUCUGGAAGUGGAUUCUAUUUUAAAUAUGAGCUGGACGCCAUACUCACACUGUUACGGAAUAUAGUAUUUGCUUGUGAAGGCAGUCUGUUGGCUGCCAUAGCAUUUGAACGAUACAUGAUUCUGGUCGAGAGGGAUAUUUGUAAGUGUGCAUGUUGUCUGCUCUGUGUAGCCUACAAGAACAAGGAUAAAAAUAAUCCGAACAGAGUCAACGGUACUCUUCCAAAUUUGUUCAGUCUCAGUAAAACUUCUCAAUCCCCUUCAAAUGACUCGUCGGGAAUUGUGAAUGAUUCUGCCCACACAACUCGUUCCUCACCUACUGGUUGUGUCAACGACGUUCGAGAAACACCUCCGAUGACCCCACUGAACAGCGCAAAAUCAAGCAACACAAAAUACAAAGUAGGCGUGCUGUGUAAACCGAGCACGUGCAUCAUGUCAAUACUGGUCAGUGUGACUAUGGGAACUUGCUUGUUAGAGUGUAUUCUGAUUGUUUUACACUUCUCAAAAUGGGACUGUCAGUUGACCGACCUGCUACGUGAACUUGUUAACCAGAUUUACAUUCUGUGCACAUUCUUAUCCUUCUUCAUCAUCACUUAUUUAUACAUGAGAAUAUUUAUGACGGUCAGAGAGAAUGAUUUACGUCGACAAAAGUGGUCAGCGCCUAGAAGUGCUCUCCACACGUCAUUGAGAAUUAUCAAUGAGUCGAAUGCCGUGUCACAGCCAUCAGAAAACGAUAGUGAAAUGGAGACGGUGGUGAGGUUGGCUGAUGAGAGUGCAUCUAAUGUGGCUAUGACUAAUGGUGAUUCCAGUAUUUUCUCACAUCAUCCCUACAACAGUCAACUGGUACCGUCGUCGAGGUCGAGACCACCCAUCAGAUUUGUGAAGCAGUUGAGUUGUGAUCAAGUGACCUCAGAUCAUUGCUGUUAUCAGCUUGACCCACGAAUCGGUCAGGUUGUUGCGUUCCGAAGACGAGGGAUACUGAAACUACCCUCGAUGUCAGCACUGUUUGAGCAAGGAGGACAACAACAACAGGACAAGUUGUCGGCGGCUUCGAUGAGGUUUCUUUUGAGGCGAGAAUGUCAACUGUCGGAGAAAGAUGUGCGGAAAGUAUUCACGAACUGCUACACAGCACCGCCGUCACCACGGUUACUGCCUCUCGGUCGACUGAUACCGAGACGUGUUGUGCGUAGUCAUCGCACAGGUUUGAUGAUAUUCAUUUCCACUGUUGUCUUCUAUGCCACACUGUUUCCAGUUCUGUGGGUUCACUUCAAAUUCUGGUGGAGAUCGUCCACUGACUAUCCUGUGAACGAUGCGACUACUCUUGCUGUCAGUAGUGGUCGAUUGAAUACUACUGGUAGUGAUAGUGGUGAUGUCAGUGGCAAUUCGACUGUCACACACACAAAUAAUCAUGGGAGUAGUUUCAUGACAGUUGUACAUCACGAGUUCUAUUAUGUGAACAAUGCUGUGAAUUUUUUCAUUUAUUCCUUAUUCAACCAAAGUUUUCGUGCGCGUCUUCGACUUUUACUGGCCAAACAUUGAAGUAUAGGGAGCAGACGGAGCUAUUGUAUUCUUUUGUUAUUGACGGAUGGACAAUGAAUGUAUUCAUGUGUAGUAUUUGAAUUGUCAAAUCUCGGUUAGUUAUCGUAUUUUUUGUAAGAUGUUUGAAUGCUGAUACUUUGUGAUUUCAACUCUUAUUUUUGGUACUCUUCGACUUGUUUUGCACUGUACACUGAGUGAAUUGCAGGGCAGAAAUCGUUUUGAAAUAAGGCUUAGAUAAUUGUGGUCACUUCUUUGUGAACAUGUGUAAGUGGCAGUUUGUGUAUUCACGUUACUAUCGCCUUUGUAUCACUAUGGACUAAAGUCAUCCUCAAUAAUUUUCUGUGUCAAACUGAGUUUUGUUUUUACAUGGGUUGAUAUUUCCGCUGUCGAUGUAUUUACCAAUUGAAAAACAUAGUUUUAUAUACUUUCAGAAAUAUUGGUGAUGAUUGCCACUGUUUAUGUUAUUUACAGCGUGUAUUUUAAACAUAACAAUAGCCUCUACCUUUCAUCUUUUCAAUCUUGAUCAGAAAUCCUCAUCACGUUAUGGUGUUUCUACGUCUUCUGUUUUAUGCAUACUUUUGGCCUGGUUUCGACCCAUCGUAUUCACUGAUUCUUAUCACUCAAUACUUUGCACAUCACAGCAAAAUAGAUCGGGGAAUCGAAAGGGAAUAAAAUGAUUUGCAAGUGGUGAAAGCAAACAAAAAGGAGAACCGGAGACAGAGACUGAAAACUUAUAAAGAGUUCAACAUUGAGAUGAUGCUCUUGGAUUUUAGGAGUGUUACUGAUAAUUUCUAGAGAUUGGUUGCUAUGUUAUGAAGUACAAUAAUGAUAUGGCUCAUGCAUUGCUAGAUUGCUAGAGCCAACGGUCAGAGAAUUUAUGGAUUGGUGCCAGGCAAAGUGACUGUUAGUCUUCUUGUAACCCAGUCAAACUUCGAAUAAGACUGGAUUUUAAAAGGUAGUUACUGCAUCGUCGUGCAUAACAUAAAUUUCAUCCAAUAAUGAUCAACAAACUCUCCAUCUGACUUCUUUUGCUUGGCUUAAGUUAUCUGUCUUCCCUUUACAUCACCCAUUCUAUGGUUCCACAAAGUGUGAGCAACACUUCGAAUAAACCUGUUACCG
This is a messenger RNA of Heterobilharzia americana, 3379 nucleotides long. The record is from the annotation of a GenBank genome assembly. NCBI's taxonomy places the organism in Eukaryota, Metazoa, Platyhelminthes, Trematoda, Strigeidida, Schistosomatidae.